Messenger RNA from Sceloporus undulatus (fence lizard), 1233 nucleotides. It is a transcript of the gene RPP21, whose product is annotated as ribonuclease P/MRP subunit p21. Gene Ontology annotation, biological process: tRNA processing. The transcript is spliced from 6 exons. The record is from RefSeq and is a predicted model, not a curated record. The coding region runs from base 139 to 669 and encodes 176 amino acids. Lineage: Eukaryota; Metazoa; Chordata; Lepidosauria; Squamata; Phrynosomatidae. Gene Ontology annotation, cellular component: nucleolar ribonuclease P complex.
CAAAGGUCUGCAUUUGGGCUCCCCCCCCCUCCCAGCCAGCCCUUUACAGCUGCAGGAACAGCAGCGUGGAAGCCAAGGAUUCUUUGUCUCAGAACCGUCACCGAAAAUCUUGCACAGAUUUUCUUUUCCCCAGCAGCCAUGAUAAAGGACAAAGAAGCAUUGCAGAGAAUCAGUUUCCUCUAUCAGGCAGCACAUUGUGUCCUUGCACACAACCCAGAGAACCAGGAAUUGGCUCGCUUCUAUUGUCACACCCAGCACAGCAUUAGCCGGAGGCUUGUCUUAAGACAGGACCCUUCUGUGAAAAGAACCAUCUGCAAAUCAUGUUUCUCCCUUCUUGUCCCUGGAGUCAGCUCAACUGUACGCCAAAGAAAGCGCCGAAAUCAGCGGUGGACUUCUGUGCAGUGUCUCAACUGUGGUCUAACUAAGCGAUUCCUCAGCAACCCUAACUAUAAGCUGUGGUCAGAACAGCCUGAGGCAUUACUAGAGAAUCAGACACAAGCCAGCGCAGGGGGAAAAGGCAAGAAACCUGGUUCAGUCCAACAACCACACAAAAGCCUUCAGGUGGAAAAGGCAACAAUCUCAAGUGCUGAACCUCAUCGUCAUACUGCCUCCAAGGAGACCACAGUCAAAACCAAAUCUAAAGGGAAGAUGGAUCCUAGUGGAAAGUGAUGUUUAGAGAUGAGAUCCUCCUGCAGCAGUAAUAUUGGACAGUUGGAGAGAGGUGAGCUGUGAUGGAGAAGCAAACACUGCAAGCAAGAUUAUUUACUGCCAAGAGGAAUUCAUGGAUUAAUUUCACAAGUAAAAGCUCAUCAUACUACUUGCUGAACUUGGGUGGUUCAAACAAGAUGAGUUUCUGAAUAAAAAUUCUGUUUUAUGGGGUGGCCAUUUUGAAUGAAGUAGAUCAGCGAGCUCAAAGCUGCAGUGCCCUGUUGUUGCAGAUACCCUAAUAAGCAUUGUCUUUCCCAUAAUCCUGUGGCUAGAAAUUCCUUUCACCUCUGUACCACCUUUGUGUCUGCAUGCCAGCUUCUUUUGCAGUUGGCUCCAACUGGGCUAGAGUUUUCCUAGUCACCUGGAGAGCUGGAGAUGUUGUUUACAAGAGAUUUUGGUGAACUUGUUCCCACUGUAAACUGCGGUGAAAACCUGACAUAGGAGGUGAUUACUCCAAUCCAAAGUAAUAUUUGUAUAAACAAAAGCGAUGUAAAAACUUGGAAAUAAAUUUUUCUUCCAAAUGGU